This is a messenger RNA of Penicillium chermesinum, 1545 nucleotides long. RefSeq lists its product as uncharacterized. Lineage: Eukaryota; Fungi; Ascomycota; Eurotiomycetes; Eurotiales; Aspergillaceae. The transcript has a single exon. The coding region runs from base 1 to 1545 and encodes 514 amino acids. The record is from RefSeq and is a predicted model, not a curated record.
AUGGAUGAUCAAGACCGCCAGGUUCUGAAUAAACUAUGGAGGAGUGAUCCCAAAAAUGAAAAGAAACGUAUUCAGAAUACCAAGGGUGACCUCCUGAAAGAUGUAUACGAAUGGAUCCUCAGCAAUCCUGACUUCAAAAGAUGGCUGGAUGGCCAAGAGCAUCGAAUUCUUUGGAUCCGUGGAGACCCUGGAAAAGGGAAAACUAUGCUGCUGUGUGGCAUCAUUGAUGAACUGCAACUUUCAAUCGGGGAAUCAAAAUUACUAUCGUUCUUUUUCUGUCAAGCUACCGAUCCAAGACUCAACAACGCCACGGCUGUACUUCGCUGCCUAAUCCGCCAGCUCAUCGACCAGCAACCAUCUCUGAUCUCGCAUUUGCGAAAGAAAGCUGACAAGUAUCAAGACAUAUGGUCCUGGUACGACUUAUUGGAGAUUUUCACUGAGUUCGUAGAGGACGAACGGUUGAAACCUACCUUCCUGGUGAUUGACGGUUUAGAUGAGUGUGGCGAUGGUCUUACAGAGCUGUUCACGAUGAUCAUGGAACAUUCUUCGUGCCCAAAAAUCAAAUGGGUUGUUUCCAGUCGCAACUAUGCCUCUAUUCAUGAGCAACUUAGCCGUGCCGCACAAUUAUCUCUUGAGUUGAAUGCUCAGUCGGUCUCUGACGCGGUUGAACAUUAUAUCCAACACAAGAUGAGGCAGUUGACGCAGCGGAAAAUGUGGAAUUCCGAAACACAAACUAUCGUACGAGACCACUUGACUCAGAACUCAGGCGGCACAUUUCUCUGGGUGGCUUUGGUUUGCGAGCAUCUCAUGAAAAAGUCUUUCCUGUAUCCUACUACACAAAUGAAGCUAUUCCCCCCUGGAUUGGAUGCACUAUAUGAGCGCAUGUUGCAGAGGGUAAGUGAAUCUGAUGGGAAGGACUUCUGUCUAAGAAUCAUCGCCUUAGCUGCAAUGCUCUACCGACCGAUCACAUUAUCGGAACUGCUACACUUUGUUGAAGUUCCAGAGGAUGCGCGCGAUCAUGAAUUAGACUUCCUGCAUCAUGCCAUCGUCCUAUGUGGAUCGUUCCUGGUAAUUCGUGAAGACACUGUGUACAUCGUGCAUCAGUCAGCGAAGGAGUUUUUGGACAAAAAGGCGGCUCAGAAGGAGAUAUCAUCCGAGGCUGAAGAAAUACAUUUCCAUGUGUUUUCAAAAUCAAUGGACGCCAUCUCUGAAGGGCUGGUUCGUGACGUCUAUGGUCUACGUGCCCCUGGAUAUUCGAUCGAUCAGGUCAGGUGCCCGGUUCCCGAUCCGCUGGCCACAAUGCAGUAUGCCUGUGUCUACUGGGUCGACCACCUCAUCGAAUGCUAUAGCCGAACAGAAGUCUAUGGAAAUUUCAAUGAUGGCAGCUCGGUUGAGACUUUCUUUUGUAAAGAUUACCUUCAUUGGCUCGAAGCACUGAGCCUUUGGAGAAUAUUACCAACCGGGAUAGCUUCAAUCCUGAAGCUCAGAAAUUAUUUGGAGGUGCGUGUCGUGGUCAUCAUAAACAACGGAUUUCUUUUAACUUAA